AUGAGUAGCAUUAAUUCUGAUAUUGACGAUUUCUCCUCUGACGAGGAAAGCAAUAACCCACUUCUAAUAACGUCCAAGAAGAAAAUAUCUACAGUUAACGAUGCAUUUGAUCAGGAUGAGGAACACAGCGAAGAGAAUGAUGGUGAAGAAGAUAUUACUAAGGAUUCUAACAAUGCCACCAAAAAUGAAAAGGAAGACAUGAAAGGUGUAAGGCCACAAAACGAUGACAACGAAAAAAAUCUAGGUGCUACAAAGGAGGAUAAUGAUAUGAUGACUAAGGAGGAGAAGACGGCCAAUCUAAAAAAGAGAUUAGCCCUAGUGCAACAUAUGCGUAAGAAUUCAAAACAUAAGACUGGUGUCAUAUACCUGUCGAGUAUUCCUCCAUAUAUGAAACCUGCGAGGAUGAGACAUAUCCUCUCGCGAUUUGGUGAAGUAGACAGAUUGUUUUUAAAGAGAGAAACUGACGACAAGCAUAAAAGAAGAGUUAAAGGUGGUGGUAAUAAAAAAACAAUGUACGAGGAAGGUUGGGCAGAAUUUGUUAGGAAGAGAGAUGCAAAAUUAUGUGCAAUUACUUUGAACGGUAAUAUUAUUGGUGGGAAAAAAGGUACGUUCUAUCACGACGAUAUAUUAAAUGUAAAAUACCUACCUGGAUUUAAAUGGGCUGACUUGACUGAACAAAUUGCUAGAGAGAAUGAUGUUAGACAAGCCAAAUUGGAGAUUGAAAUAUCGCAAGCUAAUAAAUUAAAUGCUGAUUUCAUCAAGAACGUAGAACAAAGUAAAAUGAUCGCCAACAUAAAGAACAGCAGAAAGAGAAACUCCACAGAUAAAGAGACAGAGGAAGGUGAAAAUAGAAGAAAUUUCAAACAGCAUAAGGUUGCAACCAACAGAGCCGAUGCUCCAAAGGCUAUUAAGAAUAACAGCAACAAAAAAUCGAUUAAUUUAAAUAGCGUUCUGUCCAAUUUAUUAUGA
This is a messenger RNA of Maudiozyma barnettii, 969 nucleotides long. RefSeq names its product RNA-binding ATPase activator ESF2 (gene ESF2). Gene Ontology annotation, cellular component: nucleolus. Bases 1 to 969 code for a protein of 322 amino acids. The transcript has a single exon. Lineage: Eukaryota; Fungi; Ascomycota; Saccharomycetes; Saccharomycetales; Saccharomycetaceae. Gene Ontology annotation, biological process: endonucleolytic cleavage in 5'-ETS of tricistronic rRNA transcript (SSU-rRNA, 5.8S rRNA, LSU-rRNA); small-subunit processome assembly; endonucleolytic cleavage to generate mature 5'-end of SSU-rRNA from (SSU-rRNA, 5.8S rRNA, LSU-rRNA). Gene Ontology annotation, molecular function: RNA binding. The record is from RefSeq and is a predicted model, not a curated record.